Botrytis sinoallii is the source of this 1425-nucleotide messenger RNA. RefSeq lists its product as uncharacterized. Gene Ontology annotation, biological process: tryptophanyl-tRNA aminoacylation. Gene Ontology annotation, cellular component: cytoplasm. The record is from RefSeq and is a predicted model, not a curated record. The transcript is spliced from 3 exons. Gene Ontology annotation, molecular function: tryptophan-tRNA ligase activity; ATP binding. Lineage: Eukaryota; Fungi; Ascomycota; Leotiomycetes; Helotiales; Sclerotiniaceae. The coding region runs from base 1 to 1425 and encodes 474 amino acids.
AUGACAGACGCGGAACCUACUCUCGCUGCCAGUUUGGCAUCCGAUGCUCCUACCAGUAAACAAACCGUCGAUCCAUACAAUGUCGCUGGAGAAAUUGGCGCAGAUGGAAUCGCAAAGGCUAUCAAUUAUUUGACUUUGAUCGAUGAGUUUGGAACCAAGAAAAUUGAGGAGGCGGAUUUAAAGAGAUUUGAGGAGGUAACUGGUCAUAAACCUCAUAGAUUUAUGAGAAGAGGAAUUGUCUUCAGUCAUCGUGAUUUGCAUCUUAUGCUGGAUCGCCAUGAGAAGGGGGAACCAUUCUUCAUGUAUACGGGACGAGGACCAAGUAGUGAUAGUAUGCAUAUUGGACAUACUGUUCCUUUUGAAUUUACAAAAUGGUUGCAAGAUGUAUUCGAUGUUCCAUUGAUCAUCAUGCUUACAGAUGAUGAGAAAUAUAUCUUCUCCGAGAAACGUACAAUUGAGGAAGUUCAAAGUUAUACCAAUAGUAACGCGAAAGAUAUCAUUGCUGUUGGAUUCGACCCCAAGAAGACAUUCAUCUUUAGCGAUUAUGAUUACAUGGGGGGAGCGUUUUACAAGAACGUUACCCGAAUCUCCAAGCACGUUACAUUGAACGUUGCACGAGCUGUCUUUGGCUUUAAUGAUAGUUCCUGCAUAGGCAAAAUCCAUUUCGGAGCUGUCCAAGGUGCAACAUCCUUCGCUAACUCCUUCCCACACAUCUUCGGCACUGAUGAAUCCAAAACUACUCAAAUUCCCUCCCUGAUUCCUUGCGCCAUUGAUCAAGAUCCUUAUUUCCGCAUGACCCGCGAUGUAGCCGCUCGUCUCCAUUAUGCCAAACCCGCACUUAUUCACGCUCGUUUCCUCGACGCUCUUCAAGGCCCCGGUUCCAAAAUGAGCGCUUCAGUCGAUACCUCUGCAAUCUUUAUGUACGAUGAACCCAACAAGAUUAAGAAUAAAAUCAAUAGAUAUGCAUUCAGUGGUGGACAAGUUAGCGAGCAAGAACAACGAGAAAAAGGAGGCGAUACAGAAAAAGAUGUUUCAUAUCAAUAUUUGACAUUUUUCUUAGAAGACGACGAGGAAUUAGAAAGUAUCAAGAAAGCAUAUAGAUCUGGAGAAAUGCUUACAGGAGAAUUAAAAGCAAGAUGUAUCCAGGAAUUACAAAAAUAUGUCAAGUCAUUCCAGGAGAGAAGAGCAAAGAUUACAGAUGAGGUUGUGGCGGACUUUUUCGCUAGAAAAGAGUUGGUUUGGGGUGGAAAUCCAAAUGCCAAGAAAGUUUCUCCCGCUGCUGGAGAGGAAUCUGCAAGCGGAGAAGGUGUUGAGGGAAGUGGGGAGGGUGCAGGAAAAUUGACGAAGAAUCAAGAGAAGAAAUUGGCCAAAAUGAAGGCAAUUGAGGAGAAAAAGAAGGCUGCUAAGGCUGCUGGUGGGGCCUAA